GUAUGCCGAGAUGUGUGGAGUUUUGUGUUGUUCUUACAUCUAUGCAAAGUGUGGGUUUCGGGUGGAAGCUAAUUAAAGGGUUCAGCCAUUAAAACAAGAUUUCAGAUGCUGACGGCUGACGAGUGUUGACAACAGUUCCGGCUCCAAACAGCCUCGCAACGCCUCGCACCAGCCUGCAGCUCUUCGACAUGUCCCGAAUCUCACGCGUCAUGCGGGUGCUGUUGGCCUUGCUUGCUGCUUGGGCGUCUAUGGAUUUGUGCUUAGUAAGCACUUCGAAUGUCUUGCUGAUCGGAAACCCCGGCACUGGCAAGAGCACUAUCCUGAACGGCUUGAUCGGCAAACCGGCUUUCAGAUCCGGCGUGUCCUACGGCAGUGGCCUCACCUACCAGUUUGACAAGGUAGAAGAAGGAGGAAUUCGGUAUAUGGACACCCCGGGCCUUUCAGAUGUCACUAUGCGUCAGAAGGCAGCAGAUGCUAUCACUGAAGCGCUCAAGCAAGAAGGCACGUACAAGAUCUUCUUUGUAGUGGUGCUUCAGAAUGGCCGUGUGCGGGCCGAGGAUAUUGCUACAAUGUCAUCAGUUCUCAAGGCAGCGCCCAUUAACGGCACCGACUAUGGCCUGAUCACAAACCAGCUCCCUCCCCGCGAAUUCAAAGAUCUUCAGUCACUACCAGAUGUGGCGCAAGAAGUGCUUGGCAGUAUUUGGUGUACCAUGCCCGAAAAGGCAACUCCCCAUGUCCACUUUUUGCCGCGCGACGAUGAGCUGGAAGGAGCAGACGAUGUGGUGAAGCCUUUGCCCAAGGAUUGUGUUGACUUCAUAGAUAUGACACCUGGCGUGGAGAUCAAGGGCGAAGAAGUGAAACAGGUCCAGGCUGACGGGUAUGAAGAGCAAGUGACGCAGCUUGAACAGAAGCUCUCCGACUUGUUGAGGGACAAGGAAGCGAUGCAAGCUCAGAUGAGAGAAGCUUUCAAGGGCAGAGAGAAGGAGACGGCGAAGGCGAUGAGCAAGAUGUUGGGAAUUCAACGGGAUAUUUUCCUGAACAUGUUUAAAGCUGCGCAGCCUGCGCAGCGAAUGCCAGACCUAGUCAAAGAUGUUGCCCUUGUCAGCUUGGCGUUCAAGUUUUUUGCCCACUAAUUGGACAAUGGGCAUAGAGGACUUGAGUGGAGACAGGGACCCACGUAAUGAAGCGGCAGCUGGCUUUCGUCCCCCCCUUCUCAGGUAUAUGGAUUAGAUGUUUAACAAGUGAUAAUCACCAAUGUGGAGUUCUCAACUGAUAUGUUGAGAAAAACAUCGC
Messenger RNA from Durusdinium trenchii, 1293 nucleotides. The record is from the annotation of a GenBank genome assembly. Lineage: Eukaryota; Dinophyceae; Suessiales; Symbiodiniaceae.